Molecule: messenger RNA, 2532 nt
Organism: Drosophila hydei
Lineage: Eukaryota; Metazoa; Arthropoda; Insecta; Diptera; Drosophilidae
Gene: Dhx15
Product: putative pre-mRNA-splicing factor ATP-dependent RNA helicase PRP1
Exons: 8
Coding region: 148-2343 (731 amino acids)
Cellular component (GO): spliceosomal complex; intracellular anatomical structure
Molecular function (GO): RNA helicase activity; ATP binding; RNA binding
Source: RefSeq, a predicted model, not a curated record
GUAAAGGCAUCCAUUGUUUACUGUUCGCGUUCCGAUAUUUUCUGUCAGCCCUCGUGCUAUUUAUCGCUUUUCACGUUGCUUUUCAGCGCGUGUUUUUUUGUGCAAAACGUUUUUGCUAUUAAUUGUGAAGUUUAACAAGACGCAAAGAUGUCGAAACGGCGUAUUGAAGUGGGCGAAACCUACCCAAAAAAGACCAGAAAAGAAUCGACGGAAGCCUCAACUUCAGCAGCAGCGGCUUCAGCCGCCGGCACAGUUGCCCAAGUUUUAGGCGGAUUUGUCCCUAAUAAACAGCCACCAACGAUGAAUCCGUUCACAAUGAAGCCUUACUCAACACGCUACCAAACCUUGUACAAGAAGCGAAUCACACUGCCGGUAUUCGAGUAUCAAGCGGACUUUAUGCGUUUGCUCAGCCAGCAUCAGUGUAUUGUUUUGGUGGGCGAGACUGGCUCUGGCAAAACGACACAAAUACCGCAAUGGUGUGUGGAUUUUGCUGUGUCCAAAGGACGCAAGGGCGUAUCCUGUACGCAGCCACGUCGUGUGGCCGCCAUGUCCGUGGCCCAACGUGUUUCUGAAGAAAUGGACGUUAACCUCGGAGAGGAAGUCGGCUAUUCCAUUCGUUUUGAGGAUUGCUCUUCGCCCAAAACACUGCUCAAGUACAUGACAGAUGGUAUGCUGCUGCGUGAAGCCAUGUCAGAUCCAAUGCUGGAUCAAUAUCAGGUUAUAUUGCUUGACGAGGCGCACGAGCGUACAUUGGCCACCGACAUACUGAUGGGCGUACUAAAAGAGGUUAUUCGUCAGCGGAAUGAUCUCAAAUUAGUGGUCAUGUCGGCUACACUCGAUGCAGGUAAAUUCCAGCAGUACUUUGACAAUGCGCCGCUUAUGACCGUGCCUGGUCGGACGCAUCCCGUUGAGAUCUUCUAUACACCAGAGCCCGAGAGGGAUUAUUUGGAGGCAGCAAUACGCACAGUUAUACAGAUUCAUAUGUGCGAGGAAAUUGAAGGCGACAUACUUAUGUUUCUCACGGGCCAGGAAGAAAUUGAAGAGGCUUGCAAGCGUAUAAAGCGCGAGAUUGACAAUCUAGGCUCAGAAAUUGGCGAGCUGAAGUGCAUACCCUUGUACUCGACACUGCCACCCAAUCUACAACAGCGCAUUUUCGAGGCGGCACCGCCGCCGAAUGCGAACGGUGCGAUCGGCCGAAAGGUUGUGGUAUCCACAAACAUUGCCGAAACCUCUCUGACCAUUGAUGGCGUUGUAUUUGUGAUUGAUCCCGGCUUUGCCAAGCAAAAGGUUUACAAUCCACGUAUACGUGUCGAGAGUCUGCUCGUAUCCCCCAUAUCUAAAGCUUCGGCACAGCAGCGUGCCGGCCGUGCAGGUCGCACACGGCCAGGCAAGUGCUUCAGACUUUAUACAGAGAAGGCGUUCAAAAACGAAAUGCAAGACAACACCUACCCAGAGAUUUUGCGGUCAAAUUUGGGCACUGUGGUGCUGCAGCUCAAGAAACUGGGCAUUGAUGACUUGGUGCACUUUGAUUUCAUGGACCCGCCGGCGCCCGAGACGCUGAUGCGUGCUUUGGAGCUGCUCAACUACUUGGCCGCCCUCGACGAUGAUGGCAAUCUAACAGAUCUCGGUGCUGUUAUGUCCGAGUUUCCUCUGGAUCCACAGUUGGCCAAGAUGCUAAUAGCCAGUUGCCAGCACAAUUGCUCCAACGAGAUACUUUCAAUUACGGCUAUGCUGUCGGUGCCACAAUGUUUCGUGCGACCCAAUGAGGCAAAGAAAGUGGCUGACGAGGCCAAGCAGCGUUUCGCUCACAUCGACGGGGAUCAUCUGACGCUGCUGAAUGUCUAUCACGCCUUCAAACAGAGCAGCGAGGAUGCGAACUGGUGCUAUGAGAACUUUAUCAACUUUCGAUCGCUUAAGAGCGCUGACAAUGUGCGCCAGCAACUGGCACGUAUCAUGGACCGUUUCAAUCUGAAGCGCACCAGCACGGAGUUCACCUCGAAGGACUACUAUGUCAAUAUACGCAAAGCUCUUGUCCAGGGCUUCUUUAUGCAGGUUGCUCAUCUGGAGCGAACGGGACACUAUCUGACCAUCAAGGACAACCAGAACGUGCAGCUGCAUCCGUCAACAUGUCUCGACCACAAGCCCGACUGGGUCAUCUACAACGAAUUCGUGUUGACCACCAAAAACUAUAUACGGACUGUGACAGACGUGAAGCCUGAAUGGCUGCUCAGUCUGGCGCCGCAGUACUACGAUCUGAACAACUUUCCACAAUGCGAGGCGAAGCGUCAGUUGGAGCUGCUCCAGCAGCGCAUGGAAACAAAGCAGUACCAGAAGGGUUUCUGAGCAACUUAAGAUCGAGUUUUUAAUCAACUAGUUUAAAACAAUAUUAUGAAAUCUAAUUAUAAUAAGCGUUUAAGCAACCAUGGAACUCAGUUUGCUUAAGCGUACAAUUUAAAUUCGGUUUGGAAUAAUCACAAAAAAAAUAUUGUUUUCCUUUAUUGUUUGCCAACGCAAUUACAGACUUAAACACAG